CUGUUGCAGCAGCACCGAGAUCUGAACAGAGAACAAGGAAGCAACAUGUGCUGACCAUAAUAACUCCAACAAUCAGCAUACACAGCCACGAGACGAGGGACGAAGCGCCGAGGACACUCACCGACCGCUGGGUAUCUACAGACUGGACACUUUUGUAUCUCACCAUGAAAAGAGAGGUGACGGCUGGAGUCAACUUCCUCAAACGUCUGGCUGUGGCACGUGGCAAGCUCAGUGAGGCCAAAGCAGAAUUGUUUGCUGAGAAACUACAGAAAAUUUUAUGUGACAGAUAUGACGACCACUGGUACCCAGACUGUCCCAGCAAAGGCCAGGCGUACAGAUGUAUCCGGAUAAACAAUGUAGGGCCUUGUGAUGGAGCGAUUCUGAGGGCAUGUGAGGAGAGUGAGCUCACACCAGGUGAACUAGGCCUUCCGCGUGAGAUCACACUGUGGAUCGACCCACUGGAGGUGUGUGCAAGAUCUGGAGAGAACGGCAGGCCCUUCACUGUAGCCUGUUUUGAAGAGGAUGGCGCGGAGGAGAAACAGGCUGACUCCUCGGUGGACUCACUAAAUCUGGACACGUCAGAUUACCACUCUGCUACCUCCUCGGAUUGCGGUUCCACUGCGUCGAGUGACACGGAGGAGGAGGCGAAAGAUGUCGAGACGGAGGGGGAGCAAGAAAAAGAAGAAAAGGAGGUCGUCAAGCAGGAAUCAGCAGAAGGCGACACCUACACGAUAGCAAUGGUGCCCAGGAUUCGAAAGCGAUUCGCAGAAGGACCAAAUAAAGUCAAAUACGUCAGAAAAAUGAUCCCUGCCAGCCUCCAGUACUUCUACCACCCUGCACCAGUUUGGCCCCAGUACAAGAAAGGCGCUCCAGUGUUUCUCAACGCAGUGUGCGCACCUCCACCACCUCCACCCCCACCCCAGCAGGUAUUUGGCUACUACAUCUUGCCGCAGCCGUCUCCGCAGUUCAUUCUGCCUCAAGCCACUCUGCAGCCGUGGGGAGCGGUGAAGGGUUAGACCGUCCAGGAAGUGUGGGGUGACGGUGUAUAGAGCGUUACACGCUCCUUCAACUGAGCCAUGUUGUGUCAGUCCUCUGAGUUCAGCUAAACUUGGGCCAAAAAAGAACUUUAUUAACUGCAUAGCUCAAAGUUAUUCUUUCAGCAACCUGUAAUGAUUCCUCUUUUUUGUUCAUUCGUGGUGACUUGUAAUUGAUGGCUUAUUAUCGGCGCUGAGAUGCCUCUGAACUUGAGUGAAAACUGUUUUCUUUUUAAUGAUCUGUCAGGUCUGCACUGCUAAUUCUUUGUACGUACCUUCCACUUUAAGAAUGACUUCAAUCACUGGGUGCUUGGACUAACUCAGGAACUCUCAGCAAUAUCCAUAAUACCAAAUAAUUGUCUUAUCAGGUGUAACUUCUGUUGUGAUGUCAAUCUCUGUCUGGUCUCUCACCAAAUAUGGUCCAAGGUGUGUACGUCGGUUCAUCAAUGUAAAAUGUGAUUCAGGGGUUUAAUCUAUUGUAGCUUGAGUGACAAUAUCUGUAUAUUAAGAAGAAUAUUUUUACUAAACUGCUUGUAAAUAAUACAGAACUUGGAUACUAUACUGAUGCACACUUUCUAAUCUCACCGUCUUGUUGUUGUAAUUUAUUUGGCCACCAGUGGGUGGCACUCAACUCAUAGCUAACACAUGAAACUGUAUAUUUUUAUAUUAACAGUGGCUGCUGUAUUUUGCAAAUCACAGAGCACAAACAUGAUUUUAAAUAGCUUGAACUCUCUGCUGUCAGUAUAAUGUAUAGAUAUUCACUUGUGUCUGUUUUAUGGCCUGUUUGAAGCUGUGUGUUUUUAAAGUUUUUAUUGUAAAUAACUUCACUUGCUAUGAAAGUCUGCUGCAGCUAUAUAAAUCCUGAAUUCACUCACUGACUGUUAUGUACUGUGAUUAUUUAAUUAUGUCGAUCCAUAUUUAUUUAAUGCCCAUGCAACCUGGAAGCUCAUCUGUGUGCUUUAAGCAUUGUUUCGCGUUCACUUUUUGCAUCAGGCAUUUGCCUUCUGAUUGCAGCAGAUUAAAUCAACUCAUAUUUUAAAUCAUAA
Messenger RNA from Epinephelus moara (kelp grouper), 2080 nucleotides. Its product is annotated as maternal B9.15 protein. NCBI's taxonomy places the organism in Eukaryota, Metazoa, Chordata, Actinopteri, Perciformes, Serranidae. Gene Ontology annotation, cellular component: nucleus; cytoplasm. The coding region runs from base 165 to 1016 and encodes 283 amino acids. The record is from RefSeq and is a predicted model, not a curated record. The transcript has 5 exons. Gene Ontology annotation, biological process: negative regulation of mitotic cell cycle; negative regulation of cell population proliferation.